AGGAGAGUCCCUCCUCAGUCCUCACAGCUUGCGUCUUUGUGUUAAGUCCCCUCAGACUCUUCUACUCUCCGCACGUGAAGAUUUGAUGCCAGAUUCUGAAUCAGUGACAGAUCCGUCAGACAGACACAAUGACAGCCGCCAACGCUCCGCGAGACAGGUAUAAUGCUGUGUGGAUCAUAUUCUUCCUUCUGGGCCUGGGAACUCUGCUACCAUGGAAUUUCUUCAUGACUGCUACCAUGUACUUUACCAGCCGUCUGAAAAACGGAGAACACAAUCUGACAGCCAAUGCGACGGUGGCAAUAGACGAUCGUAACGUCCUCGAGUCAAAGUUCAACAACGUGAUGACGCUGUGUGCCAUGGUACCGCUGCUGAUUUUCACCUGCCUCAACUCCUUCAUUCAUCAGAGGAUUCCUCAGAAGCUGAGGAUCUCAGGCAGUCUGUCUGUCAUUUUAGUGGUGUUUCUCAUCACAGCCAUGCUGGUGAAGGUGGAGAUGGAGCCCCUGCCGUUCUUUACGUUUACUAUGAUCAAAAUCAUCUGCAUCAACUCGUUCGGGGCGAUUCUGCAAGGGAGUCUGUUUGGUUUGGCUGGGAUGCUCCCAGCGUCCUACACCACCCCCAUCAUGAGCGGACAAGGCCUGGCAGGGACGUUUGCAGCCUUAUCCAUGAUCUGUGCACUCGCCUCGGGUUCAGCGUUACAGGACAGUGCGUUCGGUUACUUCAUCACUGCCUGUGUGGUUAUUCUCCUGGCCAUCAUUUCUUACUUCACUCUGCCUAAAAGGGAGUUUUUCCGGUAUUAUUCUGAGAGCAAUGGCUCCAGAUCCAGCUCUGAUGAGGAAAACAAGAUGGAUUUGCUGAAGCCAGGUAAUGUCCAGCAAAAUGUAAUACAUUUCUCCGAUUUGGUUUGUUCUGAAGAUGAUGGUGGUGAUGAUGAAUGUUUGUGGACACAUUCUGACAUGUGCUCUCUGUUCUCUGUUCAGCCCGGUAAAGACAGCAUCUGGCUGCCCAUCCUGGUCAUCGCACGCUUGGUGUUCGUUCCUCUCUUUAUGCUCUGUAACGUUCAGCCCAGACACUACCUGCCCGAGGUGUUCUCUCACGACGCCUGGUACAUCGUUUUCAUGAUCCUCUUCUCCUUCAGCAACGGAUACCUGGCCAGCCUCUGCAUGUGCUUCGGACCAAAGAAAGUGUCCCAACAUGAAGCGGAGACCGCAGGGGCCAUCAUGGCCUUCUUCCUCUCUCUUGGCUUGGCUGUGGGAGCCGCGUUAUCCUUCGCUUUCCGGGCCAUGAUCUAGAACCGUGGCCUAGUUCUCCGUAUGAUGAAGAAGAGGAACUUUAACCCCAGAUAUACACAGAGCCAGAGAGAAUGUUUUCAUUCUGCACAUGUAUCCGCUUGCCUGUUUGUCCCUCUUGUGUGUUUUCUUGAAGAAGUGGAACUGGAAUAGACAGUAUUCACACAGGGAUUCGAAGAGGGACCAUCUUCA
Messenger RNA from Sinocyclocheilus grahami, 1478 nucleotides. Its product is annotated as equilibrative nucleoside transporter 1-like. The transcript is spliced from 10 exons. Bases 129 to 1289 code for a protein of 386 amino acids. Gene Ontology annotation, cellular component: plasma membrane. Gene Ontology annotation, biological process: uridine transmembrane transport. Lineage: Eukaryota; Metazoa; Chordata; Actinopteri; Cypriniformes; Cyprinidae. The record is from RefSeq and is a predicted model, not a curated record. Gene Ontology annotation, molecular function: nucleoside transmembrane transporter activity.